UGAAAUAACCACAUGUGUCCUGCUCAGCAACCUGCAAUCUGAACAGCACCUGGAGAGAGAGCUCAUCUCUGCUCCAUUUGCUGGGGAGCCUUGCGUUCUGGGAGAUGUGUUCCCAGGUGCAAAAGGCUGCCUAGGAACCCGUGGUCUGACUCUGCUCUGUGGUCUCUUCAUGAAAUCAGGGUGAUGGACGGCCACAGCCUGGUGCCCUUGCUGCAGGGAGCUGAGGCGCGCUCGGCACAUGAGUUCCUGUUUCAUUACUGUGGGCAGCAUCUCCACGCAGCACGCUGGCACCAGAGGGACAGUGGAAGCGUCUGGAAGGUUCAUUACACCACCCCGCAGUUCCACCCUGAGGGAGCGGGGGCCUGCUACGGCCGAGGCGUCUGUCCAUGCUCCGGGGAGGGCGUGACCCAUCACAGACCCCCUUUGCUCUUUGACCUCUCCAGGGACCCCUCCGAGGCGCGGCCCCUGACCCCCGACUCCGAGCCCCUGUACCACGCCGUGAUAGCAAGGGUGGGUGCGGCGGUGUCGGAGCAUCGGCACACCCUGAGUCCUGUGCCCCAGCAGUUUUCCACGAGCAACAUCCUGUGGAAGCCGUGGCUGCAGCCGUGCUGCGGACAUUUCCCGUUCUGCUCAUGCCACGAGGAUGGGGAUGGCACCCCCCGAAUGCCGGGACUGUGAGAGAGGAUCCAGGAGAGCCUGACUGCGUUGCAAACACAUUUCUCCAAGCUUGGUUCAAUCUUCAGCUUCCCUUUUUGCAAGGAACGUGCCCUGGACUGAGAGUGGGUCCCCAUUUUCUUUCUUUCUUUCUUUCUUUUUGAGACAGAGUGUCACUCUGUCCCCCAGGCUGGAGUGCGAUGGCACGAUCUCUGCUCACUACAACCUCUGCCUGUCGGAUUCAAGCGAUUUUCCUGCCUCAGCCUCCUGAGUACCCGGGAUUACAGGCACCAGGCACCUGCCACCAUGCCUGGCUAAUUUUUGUAGUUUCAGUAGAGACAGGGUUUCACCAUGUUGCCCAGGCUGGUCUCGCACUCCUGACCUCAAGUCAUCCACCUGCCUCAGCCUCCCAAAGUGCUGGGGUUAUAGGCGUGAGCCACUGUGUCCAUCUAGGGUUUCCAUUUUCUGAUUUCUGAAAUAAGACUAUCCCAGCAGGCACCCACUGAUGCCUCCUCUUCCUCCACUAAGUCUCAGGGUUUGUCACUGUGCCAGUGCCCAGUGUUUUCACCCCUGUCUUAAAGCAUUAUUGCCAUUUCAUCAGCUAGAUGACAUAGCAGCCUUACAAACGGACAGGGGAGAGUGUCUGUUCCUACUCUCACAUAGUGGAGGAAAGUUAAAGCCUCUCAGUCUGUUUUUGAGGACUCAUUGAUCUCAAAGGGUUGAUGCAUUUUUCAUACAUUAGGGUCUCUGUCCAUGUGUCUUCCUGAUAUUGUUAUAGAAAUGGCUUCAGGCUGCUGGUAACGGAUGCUGGGAAAAAGGAAUGCAUUAAACAAAGCCAGGCAUGGUGACUAACACCUGUAAUCCCAGCACUUUGGGAGGCCACGGUAGGAGGAUCACUUGAGCCUAGGAGUGAAACACCUACCCAGCCUGAGCAACACAGUGAGACCUCAUCUCUACAAAAAACAAUUAAAUAACUAGCUAGAUGUCAUGGCCCAUAGCUGUAGUCUCAGCUACUUAGGAGAGUGAGGUGGGAGGAUUAUUUGAGCCUGGGAUGUUGAAACUGCAGUGAGCUAUGAUUGCACUACUGCACACCAGGCUGGGGGACAGAGGAAGACCCUGCCUUAAAAACAAACAAAAAGCCUUAAAGAAAAGAACAAGAAAAGGGUGUGUUCUCUUCCAAGUAGUGAGCCGAUCAAGGGGAAGCACCCAAGGCUAGCAGGCUCUUUUCAACUCCCAGCUCUGCCACUCUUAGCUUGGCAGAGAGUUAGCCUCAUUAUGUCAGCAUGGCUGCCACAGUGCCAGACAUCACAUUCCAGGCAGCAGGAAGGAGAAAGAACCACACAGGGCAUCCCUUCCUCCGGAAGCAGUCCCUGUGAGGGGGGGUUAUCUGGAAGCCCCAACCCAAUUUCUGCUUCCAGCCAUUAUCCAUAGAAACAAGUGGAAGUUGAGAAGUGCAGUCUUUUAGGUGGGCACCUGGCUGCCCUGUAUGAAACCAGAAUUAGGUUGGUCAGCGGGAAAACAAGAAAACACUGAGUUGACUGAGGUUUUUGAUGCAUCGCUUUAUUGUCAAACGACGCUAUCUCAUUCUGCACUGAAACACGCACUACCAUUGCCUAUAAUUGGCAAAUGAUCCUCAGAUGCACAGAAGAUGCCCAGAUGGAAAGUUUGCCUCGGGCCAAGAGACAGCCGUGGGAACCUUCAGACCUACAGAGAGAGAAGGAAGCGCUUCUUCCCACAUUCCUCGAAUAGCUACGAUUUGACCAGUGUGUUUUCUAAGUCGGUUCUAGUGUGUUUCAUCGUCACCUCUUCCCUCUGUGGCUUUGAUAGAAGCGUAGUCCUAACCCACGGCACAGCCGGGACCCCUGCCCCCAGAUCCCAAUACUGGGGAUGGGAGGACCUCGCACUCUUCCCCUGAGUCCGUCUAUCGAGGUCUUUGCAGGAAGCAUACUGGGAAUUGAAAUGAGAGACUAAAUGACAUCUAAGAAAGGCAGUGUUCAAUCCCAGGUAUUAGGUGAGGAUGGGAUUCUAGGGACGUCAGUGGGAGGCAGGGAGCCACCUUCAGACCUCGGCAUGGAAGCUUGCAAAAUCCAGAGGAAGAGGCAACGGGCUGUCCACAGCAGUGAGGGUCACGGGUAGAAGAAUCAUCACAGCCCUGCUAACCAGGCAGCUGAUGCCCCUCUCUCCCCUGGCUGGCUGUGUCCGAACCCUACAGGGGCAUCUGUUGGCUGAACUCAACCUGAAGCCAAAGAGAAGAUGAGUGGAGAGAGGCAACAUUUAUAGAGUUCAGGUUUCUAAGGCUGGAGAGGGAUCUGGAGGGACACACAGGAGACACCUGGAAUAACCAAAAAAUGAUAAAAAAAAAAAAAAAAGAAACAUCUAUGGAGCAUGGGACACGGGGGGUUGGAGGCAGCUAAAAGCCAUCUCAUCUUUCACUGUAUUCAACAAGCACAUUAUAACAAGCCUUUCACACUCAACCAUUCAAAUGAUCCCAGCCUAAGAAUUUCCUGGCAUUUGAUGAAAAUGGCUGUGGGUUUUGCUAUCUUCAAGCUCCCUGGGAAGCAGGAUAUAAGCCCAGGGCUGGCGGGCUCUUUUUGGCUACCUGCUCUUGCAUGUAGAGUUUGCCUCAUGGUCGCAAGAAGGCUGCCAUAGCUCCAGAUGGCACGCAGACAUUCCAGACAGCAGGAAAAAGGAAGGAGCAGUUAACUGAAGGACGUCAGGGAGUUGGUUAGUCUCCACCUGAAGAAGGCAGCCAUGAGCCAGCUUCCCUUGACUAAUGGGCUCCUGUGUGUGCAUCUUUGGACUUUUCUGUAGGUUGAAAUCUAGACACAGUAUGUGUCUUAAAGCAGUCACCAACUCCUCCCAUUACCUUCCAAGUGAGCCCAACUACAGGAUGGAGCCUCUUCCCUGCCCUUGGAUCUGGGCUGAGCCUCUGACUUGCGUUGACCAACAGAAUGCAGUGUAAGUGAUGCCGAUACUACCCUUCCUGCCCUAGACUUGGGAUACCUGGCAGCUAUAUUCUUCCAUUCCUUAGGACUUGCAAAAACGGGUCUCAACAUGCCUUCCCAGAGCCAUGAGGUGUUUCUUUGCCCAUUCAUUGGUCUGAGAAGUGAAUGGAAGGAGUUUAAAUCAACCUCUGUUCUGUGCUAGUUAAGGUAAUAAAGUUGCUGCGGUCCAGGGGGCAGGUACCUGUGGAUGACUCUGCGAAUAGGACACUCGCGUUUCUUGGGAAUCAAGUGCAUCCCUAGGCUGGCAGUGCAGCAGAACUACUGAAUAAAAUAUGACAAAUCUCCCUGGA
This is a messenger RNA of Piliocolobus tephrosceles (Ugandan red Colobus), 3949 nucleotides long. Its product is annotated as arylsulfatase D-like. The record is from RefSeq and is a predicted model, not a curated record. Gene Ontology annotation, molecular function: arylsulfatase activity. The transcript is spliced from 2 exons. The coding region runs from base 184 to 678 and encodes 164 amino acids. Lineage: Eukaryota; Metazoa; Chordata; Mammalia; Primates; Cercopithecidae.